AUGUCACAUCGCGAAAACGAAGUUCCGCCACCUGUAAUUGGUUGUUGUGUGGGACCAAAUCACAUAUUGAAUGACAUCUUAGGAACAUGGAUUUCUCGAACUAAAUGGGCAAAGCGCUUUAAGCGUGAUGAAACCUCCAAAGUAUGUUUAAUACUGAUUGAGACUGACGACAAACACGAAUUCAACGCAAUCUGGGAACCUUUUAUAUCUGCUAUGACGAAGGUCGGUUACUUCGCUACCGCACUUGUUUUCAAGCAUGAGGGUCCACCAAAAGUCAGUAGCCAGACAUAUGGACUUGAGAAUUGUUUAACAAAUUGUUGUUCCCAAGUCAAAAAUAUUUUGAUUCAAAAGGAAGAGGCUAUUAGGAAUUUCAAUGAAGAGAUAAAUUUUCAUUCAAUAUAUGUAGGAGCUAUCGGAAGUUAUCUCCAGCUUGGUGUUAAGGUUGACGGUGAGGAAAGAGAGGUCGAGUUCAAUGUCGCCCUAUAUGUCAACCCCUUUGCCGAAACCUUUGGCCAGCAGGGUGGAUUCUGGCACAUCUCAAAAGGAGCUACACUUCCUGAUCGUUUUGAUUUUGGAAGACACACUGUCGAAGAAUUCAGGCAUCAUGAUUCUCGCGGUUCAGACUGGCAUGCGACUAUGCUUAAGACAGGGAGAUCGAGACACGAAAUCUUAUUGGAAUGUACUACAAAGAUAAUCAGAGACCAUUCGAAGCAGUUAUUUAAGUCUGAGUAUGAAGAGGCUUCCAGAAAUCCUUUUGAGAUCGGAAGAGGUGCCAUUUAUGUAACCGGCGCAAAGCCAAACAAGGCCUCUAGACUCCAGCCCAGGGCUUUUGAAUCUGGAUCAUUCGAGUCAGGAAUAUUCACGGCAGAUAUAUGGCUUGUAGGUAAAGAUAAUUCCGAAAGAUCUGGACGAAGGGAAUUAGCAUAUAUACCUAAAACAACUACAUCCAAACCAAUUACAACCAAGACAGAAAUAUCCAAGGAACCUACACCAGGCAGAAAGGAACUCACAAGAGGUAGAUCCAAUUCAACCACACCCAGCUCGGCUAUAUCAAACUCAAGCAAACCCACACGAGAUAGAUCCAAUUCAGCUACACCCAAAACAACUACAUCCAGAUCAGAUAGACACAGAGCAAUCUCGCCAGAUUCAAAGAAACCCACAACAAAUGGAUCCAAGGUAGCUACAUCCAACUUGACUACAACCAGAUCAGAAAUAUCCAAAGCGACCGCGCCAAACCCACAGAAAUCCACAUCAAAGAUAUUUGAUUCAGCUAUAUCCACACCAGUCAGACCCAAAUUAGUUACGCGUAGAUCGGAUAGAUCGGAUAGAUCGGAUAGAUCCAAGGCAGCACCAUCAGAAGCAUAUGAAUCCACGCCAGAUAAAACCCCUUUACUCAAACUUAGAUCAGAUAAACCUAAAGCAGCUAAAUCUAAUGGAGCUCCAUCAAAUCCCGCUAGAUCCGGGAAAGAAACAAUCAAAGCAGCUACAAAAAAGAUUGAUGAAUCUUUGCAAAAAUUAAAUCCACGCAAACCUAACCCCAGACAGCAUAGAGGCUACAACCAACUCGAAGAAAGCUAA
Botrytis byssoidea is the source of this 1578-nucleotide messenger RNA. RefSeq lists its product as uncharacterized. The transcript has a single exon. Lineage: Eukaryota; Fungi; Ascomycota; Leotiomycetes; Helotiales; Sclerotiniaceae. The record is from RefSeq and is a predicted model, not a curated record. The coding region runs from base 1 to 1578 and encodes 525 amino acids.